Molecule: messenger RNA, 1176 nt
Organism: Macrosiphum euphorbiae (potato aphid)
Lineage: Eukaryota; Metazoa; Arthropoda; Insecta; Hemiptera; Aphididae
Source: the annotation of a GenBank genome assembly
AUGGCAUUCGAUCUCAAAAAGGUUGCCUUCGUCGUUGGUGUGUCUUUAACUGUCAUUAUUGUCGUCUGCAGUGUCCAGUACGUGUUCACUGUACGAUGGAAACAACAAAGUAACGACGUCGUUGAACCAGGACGAUUUUCAGAUCCUUCACUCAAAUUCGUCGCCAUACUAUUCCGCCAUGGAAACAGAGCGCCAGAGUUCAAAUGCAACACCGACCCACACAAGAAUACUUUUCCCGAAGGAAAACUGGAACUAACUAAAAAAGGAAAGCAAAAUAUGUACAAAAAAGGACAAAUAUUUCGACGCUUAUACAAUGGUUUCUUAAGUGAUUUAUACUUGGAAAGUGAGAUUUUAGUCAAAACUACCAACACAAGUCGGACGUUCAUGUCAGCAGCAAUGGUUUUAGCUGGAAUGUAUCCUCCAAAAGGUUAUCAAAAAUGGUCGAACUCAGAAACUGUGUGGCAACCUAUUCCUAUUUACGGCGAUUCGCCAGAUCACGGAACAUUAUUUAAUGAGCGAGGAAAAUGUCCGGCUUUUGAUUCUAUGGUCAUCAAGUUACGUAAUGAAUCAGACAACCUUACUGACAAAAAUAUAACAGCAUUAAUGUCGUAUUUGUCUGAAAAAUGCGGACAACCGAUUACUCAUAAGAAUAUAAUGAAACUUUAUGACCUAUUGAUAUGUCGGAAAGCUGAUGGUUUACCACAACUGGAAUGGAUAGAACCUUACCACAUUGAAACAAUAAAACCAAUUGUUAUAAAUGAACAAAGUUCAAAAAGGUUUUUUGAAAAUUAUGGAUUUCAGAAAAUUGUUAUAGGGCCUCUGCUAAAUGAAAUUGGUUUGAGCAUGGAAUCGAGUUCAAAUAAUUAUAAUGGAACUAGAAAAAUGCAUCUUUAUUCAGGACACGAUAUUAGUGUAGAAAUGGCAAUGAGCUUUCUAGGAAAUACUAUUAAUUUGCCCGAUUUUGGUGCUUCGUUGCAUUUCCAUUUGUAUCAUCACGACGAAAUGAAUGAACACACUAUCAAAAUGUUCUAUUACGACCGUUGGGACAAUGAAGAAGGAAAAGAAGUCUCAAUACCUAUUUGCGGUAACCCAUGUACAUUUAAGGACUUUAAAAAUCUUUUGGAAAAGAAUUUCUCCGAAGAAUGGGCAGAAGAGUGUCAAAAAUUAGAAAGCUAA